Messenger RNA from Sardina pilchardus (European sardine), 1071 nucleotides. RefSeq names its product beta-2-microglobulin-like. Bases 98 to 454 code for a protein of 118 amino acids. The transcript has 4 exons. The record is from RefSeq and is a predicted model, not a curated record. Lineage: Eukaryota; Metazoa; Chordata; Actinopteri; Clupeiformes; Clupeidae.
UGCUUUCGAUUUAGAUAAGUCAGAACUUGAGGCGCGUGAAGACGAGCUGUGUUGUGAACAAUUCCAGGAAUUAAAGAAAGACAUUAUUCUUUCCAUCAUGAAAGCAGCAUUUGUUGCCCUGCUGUUUGCCUUUAUUGCCGUUGUGGCACAGGGGAAAACAUCCCCUCCAAAGGUGCAGGUUUAUAGCCGUAACCCUGGCAAGCUGGAUGAUGACAAACAAAACACCCUGAUUUGCCAUGUCAGUGGCUUCCACCCUCCUGACAUCACCAUCACCCUUAAGAAGAAUGGGGUCGAGAUUCCAGGAGCCCAGCAAACUGACCUGGCCUUUGAGUCAGGCUGGCAGUUCCACCUCACCAAGUAUGUUCCCUUUCAGCCAAAGAAAGGGGAAUCAUACACCUGCGAGGUCAGGCACAUGACUAGCACCAAGCCAUACACCUGGGAGCCUGACAUGUGAGCUGUGAAAAAGGCUACACACUGACUCUUGUCUAUUGGGAUUCUGCAUUUUGAUAUUUCCUUGGAUACAAUACAAUCAUCUUUUCUUGUAUCAAGCAUGGACUUCUCAAUCUCCACCCAUACCUACAGAAGAAAACAGUGCUACUUUUAAGGAAAUAUGCUUUUUCUUCUCAUAAAUUCUUUUCAGGAAACUUUGCCUGCACUCCAGACAAUCAGUAUAGUUUGGUCAUUACUGAACCUUUUAAUUCAAGAUAUGGUUUUUCAAACUCAGUUUUUUUUUCCCGCAGCUUGUACCACCAUUGUUUUAAGUGUACAGUUAUUGGCAAACGUUUCGAUUUCUUUUAUAGCUUAGUGUUGGACAUUCCAUGACUUUAUAUUUAAUUUUGUCUGUUUUAUAGCGAAAACCUACUGAAAGCACAUUCCCUGAUUGGUAUAUUACAGUGGUCAAUGCAAAAUCUCUCUAAAUUAGUUCAGUUCAAUUAAGUGCUUAAGACAAAGUAAGUAGACGAAAGGAAGACAAAAAAACAAAGGAAGUACUAUUUUGGUUUUGAUGACUGACUGUAUUAUUAUGCACAUAAUUAUUGUGUGAACUGCAAUAAAAUGUUUCUUCCUUUUUAA